AUGAGCCGCUCAAAAAAAGAGGCUGUAUCAAACCAUUCACGACAAAGCAGGAGUUUGGAUAACAAUGAACUACCCAGUGGCUCCCGACAGAUCGAAAAUGGGGAUCACAAUAAUACGCCUCAAUACAUGAACCAUGUCAUGUCACGCUUUGGACACCAUUUAUCUGCUCAUGAAUGGUCCCUGUUCUCACAAUCCAUGGUGCCAAUGCUACAAAGUAGCUCCCCUGGUAGCACACAACAAAGAACCGUAGUCAGUAGCACAGCCGCCGGGAUCUCCCUUUCCCCGAGCUCACCACUUGAAGUCACCCAAUCUCUUUCGACACCUUCCAUUGUUGGUGCUACGACUCAUCAAUCACUAUCACCACGUAUAAAAAGUGCUCUACAGGAGAAAACUGAUAACAACUAUCAAAAAGAAGAGCAUCGAGGUUCACCAUCAUCAUCCAAGCAUAUGGAUUGGGACCCUGAAGAGCCACAAUCCAUUUUCCACAACAAGAAGAUGCAUAAGUGA
This is a messenger RNA of Lichtheimia ornata, 507 nucleotides long. RefSeq lists its product as uncharacterized. Lineage: Eukaryota; Fungi; Mucoromycota; Mucoromycetes; Mucorales; Lichtheimiaceae. Bases 1 to 507 code for a protein of 168 amino acids. The transcript has a single exon. The record is from RefSeq and is a predicted model, not a curated record.